Betta splendens (Siamese fighting fish) is the source of this 906-nucleotide messenger RNA. It is a transcript of the gene cdkn3, whose product is annotated as cyclin-dependent kinase inhibitor 3. Gene Ontology annotation, cellular component: nucleus. The transcript has 8 exons. The coding region runs from base 115 to 744 and encodes 209 amino acids. The record is from RefSeq and is a predicted model, not a curated record. Gene Ontology annotation, biological process: protein dephosphorylation. NCBI's taxonomy places the organism in Eukaryota, Metazoa, Chordata, Actinopteri, Anabantiformes, Osphronemidae. Gene Ontology annotation, molecular function: protein tyrosine phosphatase activity.
UUUGCCUUACGGGCGUGGUUAUGAAACAAUACUUGAAUCUGAUUGGCCGAUGGGUCAACGUCAAUUUUAAAACUUAGCUGUCAAAUCAGUCGACGGGAGCAGAAUAAGACUGCCAUGAGGACGAGUGAGUUUGACUCCUCCUCUGAAGACGAGGAUGUCAAGGAAGAACAUCUGACUCCUUUCCACAUCUCCUGGUUACCUCUGUCCAGUGUGGACUGCUCACAGUUUCUUGGGAUAUGCGCCCUACCAGGGUGCAAAUACAAAGAUCUCCGCCGGAGUCUGCAAAAAGAUGUGGAGGAGCUCCAGAACCAGGGCGUGCAGGACAUCUUUGUUUUCUGCACCAGAGGAGAACUCAACAAAUACAGGGUCCCCUCCCUGCUGGAGGUCUACCAGCAACAGGGCUUCACUGUUCAUCACAAUCCCUUCCCAGACGGAGAUGCUCCCAAACUGGAGCAGUGCUGCCAGAUCCUUGAGGAGCUGCAGGUCAGCCUCGAGAACAACAAGAGGACGCUGAUCCACUGCUACGGAGGCCUGGGACGCUCUGCUCUAAUCGCUGCCUGUUUGCUGCUUCAGUUCUCUGUGACGAUGACACCAAACAAAGCCAUAGAAAUCCUGCGGGAGCACCGUGGAGGAGGAGCCAUACAGACAGUGAAGCAAUACAACUUCCUCCAUGAGUUUCGGGAAAAGUACGCCACGUUCCGAGAGAGCACAGAAGUUUCUACGGAGCGGUCUGUGUCUCGUUGAUCGCUCUAAAAGCAGCAUCUCAAAGCAUCCUCUUUAAACUUGUCACUGAUUUCAUUGUGAUGGUGUGAUUUAUGUAAUAAUGUUCUUGCACUUUAAUUGCUAGUGAUACUCUUAAUUUGUUGCUAUUUGUUUUUGUUCUAAUUAAAUCAGACUCCAUGAGGA